AUGCCUUUCGCGCGGUUUGUAGAACCAGGGCGUGUUGCCCUGGUAGCUGACGGUCCCCUGAAGGGAAAGUUAGUAAGCGUGGUCGAUGUUAUUGACCAGACCCGUGCUCUCGUCGACGGGCCUUGCAGCGGCGUCUCACGUCAACAGAUCCGCCUUAACCAGCUGCAUCUCACCAAGUUCCGUCUGAACUACCCAUUCACAGCGCCCACUCGCAUCGUAAGGAAAGCAUGGACGGAUGCUAAACUCAGCGAAAAGUGGACAGAAAGUCAGUGGGCCACAAAACUCGCUAACAAAGAGAAACGUGCACAGAUGACAGACUUCGACCGUUUCAAGCUGACGUCCGCGCGUGUGAAGAGGAAUCGCGCUAGGACGGCAGUGUUCAAGAGCUUGAAGGUGAAGGCCGCGCGUGCCGGUACCUUCGGCAAGAAGUUGGUGCCCAAGGCAGCCGCCAGGAAGGUCCGCACCAAGAAGCCCAGCGGCAAGAAACCGGCGAAGAAGUAA
Molecule: messenger RNA, 501 nt
Organism: Spodoptera littoralis (African cotton leafworm)
Lineage: Eukaryota; Metazoa; Arthropoda; Insecta; Lepidoptera; Noctuidae
Source: the annotation of a GenBank genome assembly